GUAAAUGCUUGGCAAUGAUAGAUACGUUUCACUUGUGAUCGAAUAUUGUUAAACUGUAAAAAAUGUCGAGAAAACCGCAUAAGUCCGGAUGGGGCGGUCGUGGUGGAAGAUCCGGCAACCAGGACGACAAACACUAUUUCGGUCACGAUAUUCGUGUGCAAAGAAACAACGAUGGCUCGUAUCAUGGAAGCAGGCCGAAAGUAACGUUCAAAACGCAACAAAACAUUAUAGCGAGAGCUGCUAGGAAUAUACGGAAAAAUCUGGCAUUGUCGUGUUUGGACGACGAUGUUCAAAUGGCGACAAGUUCUAACAACAACAGCAGAGAUUUCACCAUCAGCGAAAGAAAAUGCAUUCGCGAAAGAGUAAACUCUUUGCCUUCGAGAUCGUACAGGGGAGGAAAAAUGCCUCCAAGACUCAAACAGCUUCAUGCUUUCGAACCUACUUGUUAUAAAAUUACUAUACCGUACGGACACAAAUACGAUAAAGAUUAUAUAUUAAAUAACCUUCUUAGUUAUAUUGCGCCGGAAACGUUUGUCCCGAUAUUAUACGAGGUAGUUGGAAACGAAGCUAGUUUUUACAUAGACGAUAUGAAAGUAGCGAUCGCUCUUAUUAAUUGUAAUAACAAAAUCACGAUCACGGAUGGAUUUAAACUACAAGUGAGGGUCUCGCAAGAAGGAUUUCCGUACUGCGAAAUAGAUAGCAAACUAAAAGAAAGACUGAAACAAGCCAUGGCUAAAAGAUACGUAACCGAGACAAACGCAUUGGACUUGUCGAAAUUUCAUCAAGACCCUGAUCUCGUUGCUGACUAUUUCUUUCCGCUAUCCCGACCUCUGAUGUUAAAAACAGUAUUGGACAUUGUGUCUGAAUGCAUACCUAAUUUGGAAGCACUAAAUUUGGAUGCGAACAGAUUGCAGAUACUCGAAAAGUUAAAUGUCCUGGGUAAAAAGUUUUCAAAAUUAAAGAUACUGUACAUUGGAGACAACAGGAUAAAAGAAAUAAAUCAAUUAGACACCUUCAAAGAUUUAAAGCUGGAGGAGCUGAAACUGGCAGGAAAUCCCGUUUGCACCAAGUAUAAAACUCGACAAAAUGACUAUAUUAGCGACGUGCGGAAACGGUUUCCCAAACUCUUACGGCUGGACGAUAUGGAACUACCAAAACCAAUCGUGUUCGACGUAGCGGACGACGGAAAUAAAAUGCCAUCACCUCAGAGGAUGUUCGUCGCGAACGCGAAAGCGCUAGAAGUUGCUAAUCAAUUUCUCCAACAAUAUUUUCUCAUAUUUGAUAGUGGGAAUCGUCAACCAUUGUUAGAUGCGUAUAACGAACACGCGUGUUUUAGCAUGACUAUAUCUUACUCCCAAAACACGAACAAAUUAUACGGAUACCUUAUGGAGAAUAGAAACUUAUACAGAAUAAUAGACACAAACAAAAGGCACAAGCUAUUGAAACAAGGACGAUUGCCCGUAGUUUCGUUCAUUUCUGAAAUGCCACAAACGUCUCACUAUUUGAACACGUUUACUAUGGACAUCGGCCUGGUGACAGACGGAAUGAUGCUGAUCACGGUCACCGGUCUGUUCAAAGAACUCGAUAAAAAGGAACAACCCGUUCGUUUCUUCAAUCGAACGUUCAUAAUAGGGCCCGAAGGAGGUGGUUACUGUAUUCGAAACGAACAGUUACAUAUCAACACGCCAACGGAUUCUCAGCUGAAGCAUCUGAAUACACAGCUGGCGACGCAAGUGUUGGCACCGGCUCCAUUACCUUCGAGCAGCAAUAGCAUAGGGAAACCAGCAGUGCCGGCUCAGUUGCCCGAGGAGGUGAAGCAACAAAUGGCCCUGACGCUCAGCCAACAAACGAAUAUGAAUCUCGAAUGGAGCCUGAAAUGUUUGGAGGAAGUGCAAUGGAACUACGACAACGGGCUCGCGGCAUUUCAAGAGUUCUUCAAACGGGGACAGAUACCACGGGAAGCAUUUAACAAGUAAAAAAGUACAAUGUGGGGGAAAAAGUAAGAUUCGAAAAGAAGUUCCAAUUCUACUCAUUGUUCUUUUUCUGCUGCAUGCUCUACGAUACCACGGGUGCUUCUGCAUCACGAUCUGAACAAAGACGCAGAGGGAAUUUGGGGGUGUCGACGAUUUUCUCUUUUUGCUCGGCGAAAUUCGGUCGGAUUAGUAAAUUAUAUCUUGUAUGUUUACUUUGAUAUUUUCCAGUUGUUUUCACCACCCAAAUAGUCGUUCUUUGUCGCUGCAACGCGUGUCUGCCGCGAGCAAGAAGAAGUUCGUUAUAAAUUGAGAAACAAAGAAGGAGAAGAUAAAUUUUCUUUCGUAUUCGGUUUGCAUUAGUUACAUGGACCCAACGAGCUUCUUUUUGUUACGAUCAAACGAAAUGUUUACGAUACAUUCCUAUUAGAAAUUCAACGAUGUAUGUGAAAAUUGUACUCGUAACGAAAAAAUUCUGCGGCACACGUUGCGUGCGGUAUAAAAACGCGAAACUGUUCUUCGUUCAGAUUAUGAUACGAACUCAAAACGAGAUUAGAAUUUAACGAUCAGUUUUAAAUUGAUAAAAAAAGAAAAAAAAUGGGGCAAAUUAUCCCUUUGUUUUUAUUUUUGUGUAUUAGACGAAUACGGGCUUAAAUCUAUUUGUUCUAAUCUUUAAUAUACGAUUGUUUAUAAGUGUACCUUUAGAUACUUCCCAAUUAUCAAAGUAUGCGAAUCGAACAUCGGAAAUCCAAUACUUAGGAUAUAAGUAAUACUUAGACCCUGUUAUUGCCAAUUCAAAUAUCCCUAUACAUAUAUACAUAAUGAUGUUUAUUCUUCUUUUUUUUUUUUAAAAAGAAGUUUUCAUUGUAAGAACUUUAUAUUCAUGUUUGUCGAAGCAUACAGAUUGUUAGAUUUUGCUAUUGUCGGUGUUAUUGGUUUAGUAUUUUUAGUAUUUGAUUUAUGGCAAUAGAACCCAUUCGAUCGACACUGAAUAAUUGUUGAAAAUAGUAUGAUUGUGCCCGCGUUUGAUGAAUGUAAAUUACGAUUGUGAUAUCUUCAUUGGAAUAAGCAUCAUUAUGUACUCGAUAGACUAGUUUAUAUGACGAUAAGAAAAACUAUAUGAUCAUGAGAGGUCAUAUUUUCCUGAGACAACUCUUUUAAUGUUUCAAUGGGUACGUGAGAUGUCUAUUGUAACGCAAGAUUUUUUUUUUUUCAGUAUAAAAAUUGCUACAAGGAAAAUAAAUAAAUGAAAUUCCGUGUGUGUUCGACGAGAUACCCGUUGGAACAUUACAUCAGCUCUUCGCGUUGAACAUUUAUCGCGUAUCGUACACACGAAUGUACUCUUGUUAUCAUUCGUCGUCGUUUGCAUUGUUUUUCUCUAAAUAUGCUGUAAUUCGUGAGUCUGAAAAGACAAGCGUACAACGUGUGACCAUAAAUUAUUUAACGGCGUCCGUGAGUAGUGACGCGCAUGCAACGAAACGGAUCAUCCCUGGCCCUCCCCCCACGCAUAUCCAGAAGAAACGCAGUUAGCAUUUGAUCAUGCAAAAAAGCAGUCGAUGCUGAAAAUGAUCGGGGCUGACUUUCGUCACAGAAGUUUGUUACGACGUGAAGAUCAAAUAGACAACGAAAAACAGAGAGAAGGAGAGAACAGAGUCCCGAUGAAUAUCAGUUCAUAUUGAGACUUUUGUUAAAAAAACAAAAUGGAUGUGCACCGGAGACGAACCACGCAAGUUUGCGGUCUCUUUUCUCGUCGUAGCUUGUCGCAACCAUGACUAAUUACGCUACGACGAACAUGAUGCAUCUAAAAACAUAUAACAGGCGUCAAUACGAAGACAAUACCCAACGUUAGUAUCGCACAAAAUGAAAUCUGACUUGAGCUUUCUUCGUGCAUCAUGUGCUCCCCGAAAUCCACGAACCGAUUUGUCCGCGGCGCCUAGCGUCGGUCAGACGAAAGCAACGGCCGCGGGCGUCCAGGCGUGUGUUUCCUGCGAAGACACAUGAUAAUGAUAAUGAUAAUGAUAAUGACAGACGUAAUUAACGUAAAAUAUAUGGAAAAACAAGACUGUAAAACGUGGAUGAAAAUCCACGCGAUUUGAUUCGAGCGGAUUCGUCUUUUCGUGAUCCGCGAGAUCGUCGUUUCCGGUUGGGUGGAACGAGAUCGAGAUUUGGAACGUUCGAGCCGAGAGAAUAGUUUAUGUUCACACUCUGUACAGAUUUUCAUGGAAGACCCCGACGAAAGAGAUAUUUUUUCCGUCGAAUUUCUUUUUUUUUUUUUUUUUUUAGGGACCGCUCGUCGAAUCGAAUUUCUUUCGUAUUGUUGAUUUUUUUUUUUGUUGACACCGUACAAAAAAUACCGCCAUUUUGCUAUCCGUUACUCAGUCGUUGACGAUUCCACCGAUGCACCGUAAAAUGGCCGAUCGUGAACGUUUUGUACAUUUUCAUAUUCGUUCGGACAAAAAAAUUUCAUGCGCGGCAUGUCGAUGUACGUGAUUUUUGAGAUGUAUUUUUGCAAUUUAUGCGUUCGUUCUUUUCAGUUGAAACGUUUUGAAUACGAUAGAAAUAUGUAAAUACACAAUACGUGAUUAACGAGAAUAAAUAUUUGUAUACGUAAGUUUGAGAUUUUCGUAGGGAUCA
Molecule: messenger RNA, 4604 nt
Organism: Colletes gigas
Lineage: Eukaryota; Metazoa; Arthropoda; Insecta; Hymenoptera; Colletidae
Product: nuclear RNA export factor 1-like
Exons: 10
Coding region: 63-1976 (637 amino acids)
Biological process (GO): poly(A)+ mRNA export from nucleus
Cellular component (GO): cytoplasm; nucleus
Molecular function (GO): protein binding; RNA binding
Source: RefSeq, a predicted model, not a curated record